AGACAGAUUUGAAGAGAGAGAGAGAGAGAGAGAGAGAGAAAGAGAUAACUCUAAACACAUAGAACAGGUAUGGGGCCAAUACGUCCUGCAUAAAUUGGAGCUUUUCGUGGACGACACGAUCCGGCACUACCGCACCUAUCAACACUUCUUCAUCGCUCCUCCCUCUGUGUGCGUGUUUUUAUAGUCUAAUGGAGAUGGGGGACCAGUACGGCCUUCCGGAUCUACGGCAACUGAUGGGUGGAAGAAGCCAUUUUCCGAUGAUUCCUCAACCUGCAGAGCAGUUCCCCGGUCACCGGAAUCUCACGACAAGCCAGCAUUACGAGAUGAUUAUGGGAGGUCACCAACAUCAAGUAGGUGAAAUGUUGCCUCGUGGGGUGGUCGACUUUCGUUCAGAUACCAAUCCCGCUUCUUCUCCUGCUGUUGUUGCUACCGCUUUUUGUGGUGGCUUAGAGAUGGAAGCCUGUACCGGAGGUGACGGUGGGAAUGGUAGAUGGCCCAGACAAGAGACGCUAACCCUUCUAGAGAUCAGAUCUCGUCUCGAUCCCAAGUUCAAGGAAGCAAAUCAGAAAGGGCCCUUGUGGGACGAAGUCUCUCGGAUAAUGGCAGAGGAACACGGGUACCAAAGGAGUGGAAAGAAGUGUAGAGAAAAAUUCGAAAACCUGUACAAGUACUAUAAGAAGACCAAGGAAGGCAAGGCUGGGAGACAAGAUGGGAAGCACUACAGGUUCUUUCGGCAGCUUGAAGCUCUAUACGGGGAAACUAGCAAUCCAAAUCCAGUCUCAGUUACAGAAACUCGCCUUACUGGAACCAGUCCUCCAUAYGGAACCACAGUCUACAACACCCAACAAGCCUUGCAAGCUCAGAAACUCAGUGAGAGUCUUAGCCUCUCUAAUUCCUCCGAAUUGGAAACUUCGUCCUCUGAAGACAACGGCAAUGAUCUCAACGCUGUCGCGUUCACAGGAAGUGACUGGACGGAAAAGAAAAGGUUGAUGAUGAUGAUGAUGAAAGACAGUCAAGGUGUUAAGAGGGGUCGAAGGAGCUGGAAGGCGAAAAUUAAAGAUUUUGUGGACUCGCAGAUGAGGAAGUUGAUGGAGACACAAGAGGCCUGGUUGGAGAAGAUGUUGAAGACCCUAGAACACAAGGAACAGGAAAGGAUGUGUAGAGAGGAAGAAUGGAGGAAGCAAGAGGCUGACCGCUUGGAUAGAGAACAGAAGUUCUGGGCUAAAGAGCGAGCUUGGGUUGAAGCUCGUGAUGCUGCAUUAAUGGAAACCUUGCGGAAAUUUACAGGAACAGAACUAAAGAGCUCUUCUUCGGAAGAGCUAAUGGCCACGGACCUUCACGAUAAUAGUGAAAACGGCCAGAAUGAGAAUGGAAGCGAAACCCUUGAUAGCAGCAUGAACAGUAAUAGAUGGCCGGAACAGGAGGUCUCAAGUCUGGUACAGCUGAGAACCAGCAUGGUCUCAAGAUUUAUUCAACAUGGAGAGUUAGCCAAGGAAGGCUUGUGGGAGGAGAUUUCAGCGAAGAUGGCCUGUUUGGGAUUCAAUAGAAGUGCGAAGCAAUGCAAAGAAAAAUGGGAGACAAUCGACAAGUAUUUCAGAGAAAGAAAGGAGUGCAACAAGAAACGCAAAGAGAACUUAAGAACCUGCGAUUACUCCCACCAUUUUGCUGGUUCCUUGUAUAACCCAGUAAGGGCUUAUUCGUUUUGCCAUGACACCGACGGGUUUCACCCAAAUGACGCUCCUCCUUCUAAUUCUAAUGCAGGCACCACCACCACCACCGUCCAUGAUAGCUGCUUCCGAUAUCUGAUGGCUGAAGGGGAGAACUUGUGGGAGAACUAUGGGGUAAGGUUCAACAAAGGAGAGAACCAGUAAGUUUUCUAGAAUUAGGAAACUUUGUUCACUUGUUCCACUCAGAGAUCAAAAUUUGGAACUUGGGAGAGAUAUGUUAAAAACAAAGAAGGGAGAGACAGACGAGGUUGACUUACUGAGAGGCAUCGGAUUUGACAAAUGCGCAUAUCGGGAGAUGGGUCUGUGUGUUUAUCAGAGAACGAGUUAGCUAAAUGAGAAUUAUUGCUAGUUGGUUAUUGUUAA
Nelumbo nucifera (sacred lotus) is the source of this 2090-nucleotide messenger RNA. RefSeq names its product trihelix transcription factor PTL. The record is from RefSeq and is a predicted model, not a curated record. Lineage: Eukaryota; Viridiplantae; Streptophyta; Magnoliopsida; Proteales; Nelumbonaceae.